AUGGAGAGAGUUUGCUGCAUGUGCGGCGACGUCGGUUUCUCCGACAAGCUCUUCCGCUGCCGCCACUGCCACAACCGUUUCCAACACUCCAACUACUAUAGUGAGUCAGCGGAGCCGACCGAGACAUGCGACUGGUGCCGGAGCGACGACCUGAAACUGACCAGACAUGGAGGUUCUUCUUCUUCUUCAAAGAAGCCUUCUAAUUCCUCCGUCGGCUACGAGAAUGGGUUCACAAACCGGUCGGAAUACUCAUCCGGCGGGGGGAUCAAGCAUAACAAUAACCGUCAAGAUCAAGUGGCCAAGAGCGUUGCCGGAGCUGGAGGGGGAGUGCCGUCGCCUAGGACCGCCACACGAAGGUACAAGCUCCUCAAGGAUGUCAUGUGUUAG
Molecule: messenger RNA, 387 nt
Organism: Arabis nemorensis
Lineage: Eukaryota; Viridiplantae; Streptophyta; Magnoliopsida; Brassicales; Brassicaceae
Source: the annotation of a GenBank genome assembly